Messenger RNA from Acaulospora colombiana, 602 nucleotides. NCBI's taxonomy places the organism in Eukaryota, Fungi, Glomeromycota, Glomeromycetes, Diversisporales, Acaulosporaceae. The record is from the annotation of a GenBank genome assembly.
GAGGCAACAAAAAUUGGAAUCACUAUGAAUCUAUAUUAUCUCAAGAUAAUGUUAUUAAUGUCGAUUCUGAAGAGUUGGAGAAGAGGAAAAGACGUGCAGCGAGAUUCGGAAGUUCUUUGGAUUCUUACCAAUCGGAAAAACCAAAAAAUAACAAUUUAACAAGUACGGGGAAAAAUGAUGAUUUAAUUUAUUCUGGGAAAGUAAUUUCCAAUAAAAGUGAUGGAAAAAAUAAAAAAACACAUGGAAAAGAUAAGGAUACAAUCAUAUACACUAUGGAAGAUGUGAUGAAUUUUCUUGAAGUGUUAUUGUUAGAAUGGAGAUUAGCCACAAUCUUGAAGUCAUCAUUAUGCGAUAACGCGAUUACCUCACCAUCAAAUCACUCUUCGGUCUCUAGGUAUUUUGGGAAACAACAUCGGUUGAAAGCUCAAGAUUGGUUUAUCGAGAAGUCUCGGCCUGUUAGCUUAAAGGAGUUAGGAUAUUGGAAUAAAUUAUUUUUGUUAAUGGAUAUGGAGUAUGAUAAUGAACAGCAGUGGUUGGUUGACGAUACUACGCAGAAAUUGAAAGAAUUGAACAUUAGCGAUUUGAAAGAGCAUAUUAUAUAA